Saccostrea cuccullata (small rock oyster) is the source of this 2184-nucleotide messenger RNA. RefSeq names its product sodium-dependent phosphate transport protein 2B-like. The transcript has 7 exons. The record is from RefSeq and is a predicted model, not a curated record. Gene Ontology annotation, cellular component: membrane. Bases 1 to 1794 code for a protein of 597 amino acids. NCBI's taxonomy places the organism in Eukaryota, Metazoa, Mollusca, Bivalvia, Ostreida, Ostreidae. Gene Ontology annotation, biological process: sodium-dependent phosphate transport. Gene Ontology annotation, molecular function: sodium:phosphate symporter activity.
AUGAUCAACUGUAUUUCUGGACAAGAUCACGUGAUUUACUCCUUGUCCUAUUAUGUUAAUUGUUUGAUCCUACUUACUACACAGAUAGAUGCCUCGCCCCCACAGGAUGAUCCCUGGGCCUUGCCUGAAUUAAAAGAUACAGGGACCCCCUGGAAAGACUUGGAUACAAAAGGAAAGAUUAUCAGGACAAUAUGGACAGCUACCCGGACAGUCCUCAUCUUCGUCUGUCUCUACUUCUUCAUCUGUUCUCUAGAUUUUUUGAGUUCCGCCUUCAGACUACUAGGAGGUAAAGCAGCCGGUAAAGUGUUCCAGAACAGUGAACUCAUACAAAACCCAGUAUGUGGUCUGAUGAUCGGAGUGCUGGUCACUGUGCUGGUCCAGAGCUCCUCCACAACCACGUCUAUUGUAGUCAGUAUGGUAGCAGCAGAUAUCCUGACAGUGAAGUUGUCCAUCCCGAUCAUAAUGGGAUCCAAUAUUGGAACUUCAGUGACGAACACCAUCGUAUCACUAGGGGAAAUCACCCAUCGUGACGACUUUAGGCGGGCUUUCGCUGGGGCCACAGUACAUGACAUGUUUAACUGGCUAUCAGUCAUUGUCUUGCUUCCACUGGAAAUUGCCACAGGUUACCUCUACUAUGUAUCUGGGGCCAUUGUCGAAAGCUUGCAACUGGGAACGUACAAAGACGCAAACAAAGAUCUUCUGAAGGCAGUGACGAAACCUUUUACGAAAUUAAUUAUUCAAAUAGAUUCCAGCAAGAUCAGCAUGAUAGCUAAAGGAGAAAGAGAUGAAGACGACUCCAGGCUGCUGAAGAUCUGUUGUCAAUCCAAAACAUCCACCUUAACUAACGAGACUGGAUACAAUUAUACACAAACCAACUGUGUUCAAAAAUGUACUCACCUGUUCGCGACUUCCGGUUUGUCAGAUUCCGUGAUAGGGAUCAUUAUGCUCCUGGCCUCUCUCGCACUUCUCUGUUUAUGUUUGUUUGGAAUUGUCAAGUUACUGAACUCUCUUCUUCAAGGAAACAUUCGAAAAGUUAUCAAAAAAUUCGUUAAUUACGAAUUCCCUGGAAAAGCAGCAUAUUUUACAGGUUACGUUGCUAUUGUAGUCGGAAUGGGCUUUACUAUUUUAGUCCAAUCCAGUUCCAUUUUUACCUCGACCUUGACCCCUCUCGUCGGGGUUGGAGUUGUCAGUAUAAAAAGGAUGUAUCCUUUAUGCCUUGGUUCUAACAUCGGUACCACAACUACUGGAAUUCUUGCAGCUCUAACAACCGACACUGUAGGUGGAACAAAGCGACUUCAAAACGCUCUUCGAGUUGCCAUGUGUCAUCUUUUCUUCAACCUAUCUGGUAUCUGUAUCUGGUAUCCCUUUCCUCUCAUGAGGUUUCCAAUCCCUCUUGCAAAAUUUUUAGGCAACACAACAGCGAAGUAUCGCUGGUUUGCACUGUUUUACCUCGUCAUGGCAUUUUUCUUUCUACCUUUGGCAAUCUUUGGAUUAUCUCAGGGAGGAUGGGAGGUUCUUGCAGGGGUCGGUAUUCCUUUAAUUUGCUUACUUUUCAUCAUAGGGAUAAUGAAAAUAUUACAGAGAAAAAGACCCAAUUGGUUACCUGCAAAGCUUCGAAACUGGAAGUUUUUGCCUAUAUACUUUCGUUCUCUACAACCUCUAGACAGACUAUUAAACCACUUGUUUGGAUUCUGUAAAAUAUGUCAUCAUCAUCACCAUGACCACCACCACCAUCCUCAUCAUCUCCAUGAUGAAAACACACCAAGAAAAAAGGAGGACCAAACGAUUAUUUAGUGUACAAUAUGUCGCAAUUUAAGUAAAUUAAUUGUAAUACAUGCUCUAAUGCUGUGUGAUAAUCUUUACAUUUAUUUUCAAAUCUAGCUCACUCCCUUGCUACCAUUACAAAAACCUCGCUAAUAGUGCUGUGCAGAUAGGUAUUUUUUCACUUUAGAAAAAGUAAAAGUUAAUGAAUCAUAGUAAGCAAUGUCUGGAUAUUUUUAGUCUUCUAUUUUAAAAAUGUUGUUGAUGGCUCCAUGUCUUCCAAAUCACACCUUAUAGAAACUUGUUUUUCUGAUUGAAUGAUUCUUUACAAGCAAGAAAGGGGAUGUCUUACGGUCAUUGCAAAACAUUAUAUCAUAUUAAUGCUGUUGACAACAAAGAUUUUAACAAUUCCAGCUCAUUAAC